AUGGACCAUGACACGCUUAACACGGCGUCGACAUACCUGAACAAUCUCCUGUUGGCUCGAGGUCUGCUCCGAGACAGCAAGUCUCUCGACUUCGCCAAACCGACUCGAGAAACACGAGCUCAGAUUAUCAACCUUGUCCACGAUCUCCUCUUGCGCCGCGACCGGGACCAGGAGAACCGCGAGCAGAUUGCCUUGACUCUUCGCACUCUCCGAAUUGACCAGACUCGCAAAGAUGGCGACCUCGAACGACUACAAACUCGACUCGAUGUCCAAGAGCGCUCCCUGCAGCAAGCACAAACAGAAGCCAGGAACGCCAAGAUCGAAAUGCGCAAACUCGAGUCGACUUCCAAAGCACUGAACGACCAACUUGGACGAUUGAAGGCGUCCGUCUCGCAGAUCAAAACACAAUGUGCCAACGAUGUACGGAAACGCGACAUGCACAUCGAGCGCCUCAAAUCACAUCUCCAAGGCCAACAGAGGGGCAACAAAGGCGGUCUUGUUGCUCCCACAAUCUCUGUCGGCGGCAGAGGUCCACACUCGUUCAACGCCUCAGUACGAGACAUCUCGGAUCCCGAAUACAACCUGAAGCAAGAGACGACCGACUUCCUUACACAACUAAGCUCUGGUCUGAGCGACGAGAACGACGCUCUAAUCGAGAUGAUCCGUGGAACAUUGGCCACGUUGAGAGAACUACUCGGAGUACCAGAGCAGAACUUGGACAGCACUAUUGACGGCAUCGAAAACGAAGAUGGCUUUGCACAUGGGUCUCUCGCUGAAGAGCUUGAAUCAAUGCUCAAUAUGCUCAAGACUGUCUUGACAAACCCCAACUUCGUCUCUAUGGAUGAGGUCGAAGCAAGAGAUGACGAGAUAGCACGACUGAGAGAAGGCUGGGACCAGAUGGAGGCAAGGUGGAGAGAUCUGCUCUUCAUGAUGAACGGCUGGUGCACAAGGCUGGAGAAGAGCGGCGACACAAUCAAUCUCGACGAACUUAAGAAGGGUCUCGGUUUGGGUGUCGGUCUCGAGGCCCCUCCGACUGCUCAGAAGCUCCGCGCCAGUCAACAUGCUCGCUCCAACAGUGACCAUGAUAGCGGCAUCCACACCCUAAGUCCGACUCCUUCAGAAAGCCACGCCGCUCCACCAAGUACUGCAAAAUCGCAGAGAAGCAUAGACCCACCAGAGUUCUUCAACCUCAAUCCUCGAGGACAGCGUACUACGCUCAAUAAAACGAGCCACAAUAUCCAAUCACCGCGGGAGGAUGAAGAGUGUCGGGAAGAAGGUAAUUCUCGAUUGUCGGUCGAGGAAAAGCUGCGCCUUGCACAAGCUGAAGCUGAGGCUGCAGGUGGAGCACCAACCAAGGGUCCAGAUGAGGACUCGCAAUUUGACAUCGACCUCGAUGAGGAGAUGAGCAAGCUUCGGAGUCCCGCGAAGAAGACCAAGAUUCAAGGCAGGCCGAAGCGCAGGAAGAGUACGCUUAGUCCGGAAGAAUUGGAGGAUCUUCUGGGACUCGAGUAA
This is a messenger RNA of Aureobasidium melanogenum CBS 110374, 1512 nucleotides long. RefSeq lists its product as uncharacterized. The record is from RefSeq and is a predicted model, not a curated record. The coding region runs from base 1 to 1512 and encodes 503 amino acids. The transcript is spliced from 2 exons. NCBI's taxonomy places the organism in Eukaryota, Fungi, Ascomycota, Dothideomycetes, Dothideales, Saccotheciaceae.